Nymphaea colorata (pocket water lily) is the source of this 813-nucleotide messenger RNA. Its product is annotated as pentatricopeptide repeat-containing protein At3g09040, mitochondrial-like. Gene Ontology annotation, cellular component: intracellular membrane-bounded organelle. The transcript has a single exon. The record is from RefSeq and is a predicted model, not a curated record. Gene Ontology annotation, molecular function: protein binding; RNA binding. Lineage: Eukaryota; Viridiplantae; Streptophyta; Magnoliopsida; Nymphaeales; Nymphaeaceae. Gene Ontology annotation, biological process: RNA modification. Bases 1 to 813 code for a protein of 270 amino acids.
AUGGUUGUAUGGAAUGCCAUGAUUUCUGGCAAUGCUCAGAAUGGGCAUGAAAAUGCAGCUCUUAGAAUAUUUCAAGAAAUGAGGCUAUCUGGAGUUAAGCCUACUCGACCAACCUAUGGAAGCGUUUUAAGUGUUUGUGCUCAUCUCAUAGAUCCGUUGCUUGGCCAACAAAUUCAUUCGGAAGUGAUUAAACUUGGUCUAGAUAAGAAUAUUUAUGUUGGUAGUGCACUCAUUACUGUUUAUUCCAGGUGCUCCGUUGUUGAGGAUGCUCAUGAAGAUUUUGUUGCAGUGGAUAAUAGAAAUAUUGUCCUCUGGAAUGCAGUUCUUGGAUGCUAUGCACAAAAUACCGAUCCUUCAAAAGCUGUGGAACUCUUUGCUUCUUUGUUGAGUUCUAGUUUCCAGCCAGAUGAGGUUACGUAUACUAGUAUUCUCAAUGCUUGUGCAUGUUUGUCCUUCACUGACUUGGCUAGGCAGUUGCACUGUGCAGGAAAUGCACUUAUUGACAUGUAUGGCAAAUUAGGAAAUAUAGAGGAUGCAAGACAGCAAUUUGAUCUUAUGAUGCUCAAAGAUACUAUUACGUGGAAUUCGAUGGAGGGUAGGUAUGUCCAAGGCAAUGAUGUGGAUGAGGCCAUUUUUUUAUUCUGCCAUAUGAUGUGGCAGGGCAUUAGCCCUGAUGAAGUUUCCUUUGCCUGUGCCCUCAUUAUUCUUGCCAGUUUAGAUGCGCUUGAAGCAGGCAAGCAAAUUCAUGCGUCUGCUACCAAGUCAGGAUUUGAACUUAAUUUAUAUGUAGGCAGUGCCUUUGUUGAUAUGUAA